CUGACACCACAGCAGGGCAGACAGGACAACAGCUGCCCCUGCUAAGGAUGAAGCUGGAGAUGGCUCUGGCCACAGCCCUAGUCCUGGCUGUGGUGUCCUGGACACAGGAGUUUUUCCCUAAGGAGGCCCACACUCUCAACUGGGGCAAGUUUUCAGGCUUCUGGUACAUUAUUGCCAUCGCCACAGACACCCAAGGAUUCUUGCCGGCUAAAGACAAGAGGAAGCUGGGGGCAUCUGUGGUGAAGGUGCACAAAACAGGCCAGCUCAAGGUGGUCAUCGCCUUCAGCCGGCCUAAGGGAUGCCAGUCCAUGGAGACGAUACUGAAGAAGGAUAGAAAGAAACCUGUGUUCAGGAAUACUUUGAAGGGGAUAAAGGGUUUCCAUGUGCUGUCCACUGACUACACAUACGGCCUGGUAUACCUUCGCCUGGGGCGUGCAGGCAACAACUACAAGAGCCUGCUGCUCUUCAACAGACAAAACAUCUCUAGCUUCCUGAGUCUUCGAGAAUUCCUGGACACCUGUCAUAUUCUGCAGCUCACCAAUCAGGCCACCAUCCUUCCAAAAGACGGUACUACAUGGCCUCAGGCUUUUAUUCUGCUGCCCCCAUUAUGCCCCACUAGACAGCUGGUCCAUGUUGGAGCUGUGUUCUGCUACAAGGAGCGUGAGCAGCGGGAGCUCCUCAUUUGGAGGCCUCCCGGGCUGGCUCACCUGCUCGCUGGGUCAGCUUUCUGA
Messenger RNA from Phodopus roborovskii (desert hamster), 731 nucleotides. RefSeq names its product lipocalin 10 (gene Lcn10). The coding region runs from base 48 to 731 and encodes 227 amino acids. NCBI's taxonomy places the organism in Eukaryota, Metazoa, Chordata, Mammalia, Rodentia, Cricetidae. The transcript is spliced from 6 exons. The record is from RefSeq and is a predicted model, not a curated record. Gene Ontology annotation, molecular function: small molecule binding.